This is a messenger RNA of Helianthus annuus (common sunflower), 381 nucleotides long. RefSeq names its product isocitrate dehydrogenase [NAD] regulatory subunit 3, mitochondrial-like. Gene Ontology annotation, biological process: tricarboxylic acid cycle; isocitrate metabolic process. The transcript is spliced from 5 exons. Gene Ontology annotation, cellular component: mitochondrion. Gene Ontology annotation, molecular function: isocitrate dehydrogenase (NAD+) activity. The record is from RefSeq and is a predicted model, not a curated record. NCBI's taxonomy places the organism in Eukaryota, Viridiplantae, Streptophyta, Magnoliopsida, Asterales, Asteraceae. The coding region runs from base 1 to 381 and encodes 126 amino acids.
AUGGGUUUAGCAGAAUUGGCUAUUAAGAUGACAUUAAAUAAGGUGACACCUAACCUGUAUGGAAACCUAGUUGCAAACGCUGCUAUUGGUAUUGCUGGCGGUACAGGGGUCAUGCCAGGAGGUAACGUUGGCACGGAGUACGCGAUCUUUGAACAAGGUGCAUCAGCCGGGAAUGUUGGGAAACCAUCAAUGGUUGAGAAAAAGAGAGCAAACCUAGUGGCUCUGCUUCUUUCAUCAGCCAUGAUGAUGAGACAUCUUCAACUUCCUAAUUAUGCAGAUCUGAAACGCAUUAUUUACGAGAGUAAAUACCGAACUAAAGAUCUUGGUGGAAGUAUCACAACACAAGAGGUUACUGAUGCAGUCAUAUCUGCACUUACAUGA